This is a messenger RNA of Bombus impatiens (common eastern bumble bee), 1086 nucleotides long. RefSeq names its product INO80 complex subunit C. The transcript is spliced from 4 exons. Gene Ontology annotation, cellular component: Ino80 complex. Lineage: Eukaryota; Metazoa; Arthropoda; Insecta; Hymenoptera; Apidae. Gene Ontology annotation, biological process: chromatin remodeling. The record is from RefSeq and is a predicted model, not a curated record. The coding region runs from base 393 to 794 and encodes 133 amino acids.
GAAAUAAAAUUACUUCCGUUAUUUCUAUAUAUCCUUCAAUUUUGUAUUAACAAAUAUACUUUUACAUUUAAUCUCGAGUUUUUAUAAAUAGGCAAGACUAUUGAUUUAAAUUUCAUUAAAAUUUUCCUAUACUAAAUCUGAUAUUGGAAUCAGAUUUUAAAAAUAUUGCAUGAUAUAAACAUUGCAAAAUUUGUAAUUUACAAAGGUAAUUAAAUGUUUAAUACUGGUAUGUUAUAAGUAAUUAAAAAUCUCAAAAUAUUUUAUACAGUGAAAUCGUGAAUAUGUUAGAAUAUGUCGCUCGAAUUUAUGAAAUUAGUAAAUAAAUUGCACUACAUAAGAUCUAGAAAUAUCAUAAAACUAAGAUUUAUAACAUUAGGAAUUAAGAAAUAAUAAUGAUAUUUUACGCAAUACUUACUAUUAUAGUAUUUAGUAACUUCAAAUUUUUAAGUUCGUAUACCAAGUCGGAGCAACAUUUCGAUAUAUCGAUGAAAUUUCGAUCUACUAGUACCACUGGAAAGAAACGGACUUGGCGCUCAUUAAAACAAGUGCUGGCUCAAGAACGCACUUUACCAUGGCCUGUAGAAGUAGUGCAUUAUAGUUCUAUUAAUGCACCGCCAAGCUUCAGGCCAGCAAAGAAAUAUUCUGAUAUUUCUGGGUUACCCGCACGAUAUACAGAUCCACAAACUAAAUUAUACUAUGCAACGGCAGAAGAAUUUGCAACAGUCCGAAGUCUACCAAUGGAUAUAACUGCUGGAUAUUUAGCAUUGCGCGGCGCUUCCAGUAUCGUUGGAUAAAUGAAAGGAGAAUUUUAUUUUCUAUAAUUUCCUUAUAUUUAAAUAGUAUAGAACACGGAUAUUUUAUUUUGUAAUUGUUAUGAUACUUAUUAAAGAAUAAUGAAAAAUUAAGUAUAAUUCUGAAAAUUAAACAUCAUGUCAUAAAUGUAAACAAAAUAUAUCGAGCUUAUAAAGAGACAAAAUAAAGCUGUUUGCACUAACUAGUUGAUAAAAAUUCUUUUUUUAUAUACAUACAUUGUAUGUAUCAAGUUCUUUUAACGGGAUUUCCUGAAAUAAAGAAUUCCACAAAUAA